CGUGUGUAAAAUGCAAGCCGCCUGUAGCAGAAGUCUCUGCAGCCCGCCCCUCAUCCUUGGACCAUGAAGAUCCUGGAUGACAGUCUGUUCUGGAUGCUGCUCCCAUUCUGUCACCUGAUAGCCAGUGCUGCGGAGCACGAGGAGGUGGCCAAACAUGCCAUCAAGUUACACCGAGGGAAGGGCGCCACGGCCACCCAGCGGAAGCAGUGGGUGCUAGACAGCUGCCGGCGGCUCACCGGGCUCCUGCGGCAGAAGAACGUGGUUCUGAAGAAGCUCAAGAAUGCCAUCAGAGCCGUGGAGAGGGACGCCAGCCUCUCCGGGGAGGAGAAGCUCUUCCAGGUGCACACAUUUGAAAUCUUUCAGAAAGAGUUGAACGAAAGUGAGAAUUCAGUCUUCCAGGCCAUCUAUGGACUGCAGAGAGCCCUGCAGGGGGAUUACAGAGAUGUGGUCAACAUGAAGGAGAGCAGUAGGCAACGGCUGGAGGCUCUGCGGGAGGCAGCCAUCAAGGAAGAGACAGAGUAUGUGGAACUUCUUGCUGCCGAAAAGCACCAAGUGGAAGCCCUCAAAAAUAUGCAGCAUCAAAACAAGAGUCUAUCCAUGCUCGACGAGAUUCUUGAAGAUGUGAGAAAAGCUGCGGACCGCUUGGAGGAGGAGAUAGAGGAGCAUGCCUUCGACGACAACAAAUCAGUCAAAGGUGUCAACUUUGAGGCAGUUCUGCGAGUGGAGGAAGAGGAGGCCAGUUCCAAGCAGAACAUCACAAAGCAGGAAGUGGAGGAUGGUCUGGGCCUCAGCAUGCUCAUCGACUCCCAGAACAACCAGUAUAUUCUGACCAAACCCAGAGAUUCAACCAUCCCACGCGCAGACCACCACUUCAUUAAGGACAUCGUGACCAUAGGAAUGCUGUCCUUGCCGUGUGGCUGGCUGUGCACCACGAUAGGCUUGCCUACGAUGUUUGGGUAUAUCAUCUGUGGUGUGCUUCUGGGGCCCUCGGGACUAAACAGCAUUAAGUCUAUUGUACAGGUGGAGACAUUAGGAGAAUUUGGGGUCUUCUUUACCCUGUUUCUUGUUGGCUUAGAGUUUUCCCCAGAAAAGCUGAGAAAGGUGUGGAGGAUAUCCUUACAAGGACCUUGCUACAUGACACUCCUGAUGAUUGCCUUCGGCUUAUGGUGGGGACACCUUCUGCGCAUCAGGCCCACUCAGAGUGUCUUCAUCUCUACCUGCUUGUCCUUAUCAAGCACACCCCUGGUGUCCAGGUUCCUGGUGGGCAGUGCCCGGGGCGAUAAAGAAGCAGGUGACAUUGACUACAGCACGGUGCUGCUUGGCAUGCUGGUGAUGCAGGAUGUGCAGCUGGGGCUGUUCAUUGCCGUCAUGCCAACCCUCAUACAGGCUGGAGCAAGCACAUCCUCCAGCGUCGUCAUGGAAGUACUGCGGAUACUGUUUCUGAUCGGACAAAUUCUCUUUUCGCUAGCUGCUGUUUUUCUGUUAUGUCUUGUCAUAAAGAUGUAUCUCAUAGGACCAUAUUAUCGAAAGCUGCAUGUGGAGAGCAAAGGGAACAAAGAAAUCCUUAUCCUAGGCGUAUCCGCGUUCAUCUUCCUCAUGCUGACGGUCACAGAGCUGCUGGACGUCUCCAUGGAGCUUGGCUGCUUCCUGGCUGGAGCAUUGGUCUCUUCUCAGGGGCACGUGGUCACCGAGGAGAUCAUGGCGUACAUCGAGCCCAUCCGCGACUUCCUGGCCAUCAUCUUCUUCGCGUCCAUAGGGCUCCAUGUGUUCCCCACCUUUGUGAUCUAUGAGCUGACCGUGCUGGUAUUCCUCACCCUGUCCGUGGUCAUCAUGAAGUUUGUAUUGGCAGUGCUGGUCUUGUCUCUCAUCCUGCCGCGGAGCAGCCAGUACAUCAAGUGGAUUGUAUCGGCAGGGCUGGCACAGGUCAGCGAGUUCUCCUUUGUUCUGGGGAGUCGAGCGCGAAGAGCAGGCAUCAUCUCGAGAGAGGUGUAUCUCCUCAUUCUAAGUGUGACCACACUUAGCCUCCUGCUCGCGCCAGUGCUGUGGAAAGCAGCCAUUACAAAGUGUGUGCCGAGACCAGAGAGGAGGUCAAGUCUCUGACUGCACCAGGUGAUGGCCGAC
Acomys russatus (golden spiny mouse) is the source of this 2121-nucleotide messenger RNA. RefSeq names its product transmembrane and coiled-coil domains 3 (gene Slc9d1). Gene Ontology annotation, biological process: potassium ion transmembrane transport; proton transmembrane transport. Bases 64 to 2100 code for a protein of 678 amino acids. Gene Ontology annotation, cellular component: membrane. Gene Ontology annotation, molecular function: potassium:proton antiporter activity. The transcript is spliced from 12 exons. Lineage: Eukaryota; Metazoa; Chordata; Mammalia; Rodentia; Muridae. The record is from RefSeq and is a predicted model, not a curated record.